Phaedon cochleariae (mustard beetle) is the source of this 1863-nucleotide messenger RNA. NCBI's taxonomy places the organism in Eukaryota, Metazoa, Arthropoda, Insecta, Coleoptera, Chrysomelidae. The record is from the annotation of a GenBank genome assembly.
AUGGAAAAUUUCAAUGGUGAUACUUUGGAAUCUCAAGAAAAUGUACGAGUGUUUAUACGAAUUCGUCCACUUAGUAAAAAGGAAGUUGCAGAUGGAAAUGAAAAUAUUACAGUAUGUGAUUACAAAGAAAAUUUAAUUGCCUUGAAAAAGAAUGGAGAACAUUGCAAACCCUUCAAAUUCGAUCAUAUAUUUGGAACAACCACUGCUCAACUGGACAUGUAUAGAAUGAUUGCCUUCCCUAUUGUAGAAAAAGCACUAGAAGGUUACAAUGGCACAAUAUUUGCUUAUGGACAAACAGGCACUGGCAAAACCUACACUAUGGCUGGUAACCAUUUGGUUCCAGAACUGAAAGGCAUAAUUCCCAACACAUUCUCUCACAUAUUCAGUCAAAUCUCUAGAGCUAGUGGUGAAAAAUCCUUUGUGGUGAAAGUAACUUAUUUGGAGAUUUAUAAUGAAGAUGUAAGAGACUUGUUAUCAGGAGAUCCGAACAAAAAACUAGCCAUUAGAGAAAGGAAAGAUAUUGGUGUAUAUGUCAAGGAUCUCAUGGGCUUCACUGUGGAUUCUAUAGAAUCUAUAACAGAGUUGUUGAAUAGAGGGAACAAAAACAGAGUAACCAAAUCCACAUUGAUGAAUGAUAUUAGUAGCAGAUCUCAUGCAAUAUUCACUGUUACAAUUGAGUCAAAAAAUAGAUUAGAUAAUAAAACAACAGUAGGGAAGCUGAACCUUGUUGAUCUAGCUGGAUCUGAGAGAGCCAGUAGAACCCAAGCUACUGGUGAGAGGCUCAGAGAAGCUAGCAAUAUCAACCUGUCUUUGUCUGUACUGGGAAAUGUCAUUUCAGCACUUGUGGAUGGCAAAAGUACUCACAUACCCUAUAGAAAUUCAAAAUUGACCAGGUUGCUCCAAGAUUCCCUAGGAGGAAAUUCAAAAACUGCCAUGAUUGCUAUGGUGAGUCCAGCUGAUAUAGAUUUUGAAGAAAGUAUGUGUACUUUACGUUAUGCUGCUAGAGUGAAGUAUAUUAAGAACUGUGUGAAGAUCAAUGUUGAAGAAAAAGGUCUUAUUGAAGGAUUUGAGCUAGAAAUUGCUGAAUUACAACAAAAACUCACUGAGUUGUCUGUGCUAGAACAGAAGAAAGAACAGAAAAAAAGGGAAAGAGCUGUAAGUGCUGUAGAGAAGGAAAAAUUGAAGCAAACAGCUAUAGAAAUAGAAAUAACUGAGAGAAAGAAGUUAGAACUAGAAGAGAAAAUGGCCCUCAUUCAGAAGAAAAUCCUAGUUGGGGGAGAAAAUCUACUGGAAAAAGCUCAGCAACAAAUGUUUUCCUUGGAAUCAUCUGCAGCUGAACUGGAAGAUCUAGAUAGAAGUCACCAACAAUUAGAAGAGCAAUUGAACAAAAAAGCUGUAGAAAAAAUUGAUGUUGAAGAACAGUACUCUUCUCUCCAAGAAGAAGAUGCAGGUCUCUCCAAAAAGCUGAAGAAAAUCCAGAUGUUUAUCAAGGAAGCCAAAGAAGAUCAUUCUGAUAAAGAACGUGAAUACCAACGAGAUUUAGAAGCACUUUUUGACAAUAACAAACUGCUUGUUAGAGAAACACAACUUGCUAAUCUUAUAAUUGAUAACUAUGUUCCACAGGAAUAUUUGAAAAAAAUUCUGUCCCAUUUGAUGUGGAACAAUGAUACCCAAGAGUACCAAAUGCGUGGUGUAGCUUACACUGGCAACAACAUGAGGAAACGUCAAACUGCCAGUGCAGAGGCAUUUUCACCAGUUUGUUUUGAAAUGAAGCAGGUCUACCACAAGUACCCUGAAAAAAAAAGAGAGAAGCCUAAAAGGUCCAUGCUAAAGAGCUUCUCGGCUGUACCAAAAACACGUUAG